Messenger RNA from Anopheles nili, 710 nucleotides. Its product is annotated as cytidine deaminase-like. The record is from RefSeq and is a predicted model, not a curated record. The coding region runs from base 60 to 527 and encodes 155 amino acids. The transcript is spliced from 3 exons. Lineage: Eukaryota; Metazoa; Arthropoda; Insecta; Diptera; Culicidae. Gene Ontology annotation, molecular function: cytidine deaminase activity; zinc ion binding. Gene Ontology annotation, cellular component: cytosol.
CUUAAUUCGCUUCGUAUUCAUAGUGAAAACUUGACCAUUAAACGGAAAAGGAUUACACAAUGAAUAAUAACGUUAAUGGAGCAGUAGAUGGACGUACUAUAGUAGAAUAUUCGUCGUUAGAUGAGUCGGUGAAAGAGUUGCUAGAAGCAGCAAUUAAAGUUCGCGACAACGCCUACUGCCCAUAUAGUAAUUUUCCUGUGGGAGCAGCUUUGAGAACGACAUCGGGCGAAAUAGUAACUGGAUGCAAUGUGGAAAAUGGGGCUUUCGGUCCGACGGUGUGCGCGGAGAGAACAGCCGUUUGCAAAGCUAUUAGCGAGGGGCAUCGUGAGUUCACAGCCGUAGCGGUUGCGGCCUAUCAGGAAGCUGAAUUUACAGCUCCCUGUGGAACUUGUCGCCAGACUUUGUCGGAAUUUAGUACAAAAGAUAUCCCCAUUUAUCUAGUGAAGCCUUCUCCUGUGAGGGUUUUGGUAACGUCUCUAUUUAAACUACUACCCCUCGCCUUUUCUCGUACAUUUUUGAACAAGUAGUACCACAUGGUAAAUCUAUACAAAAUUCGGGAUACACACAAUGCACCCAACAUGCACAAGCAAAAUGCAGAUGAGAAUAUUAUCGUUUAACGUAGUUAUCAACUAACCAGCGCAGAUAUACCUUAUCUUAUCGGAUCACCUUCUAUCUUGUUUUGUUAUGAAGUAUAAUUUAAAAUGAUUUAU